AUGAUUAUUGCGAUGUCUUCUUGGGCGUAUGUUCUCAAUGGGGCUUCCAUCGGUCUCUCAGCGGCUGGAACGGGCGGCACUAUCACGAUUUACAUCUGCUGUGCGGUGUCGUACACGUCGAUCGUGUUGUCCAUGGCGGAGCUUUCGAGCAUGAUCCCGUUGGCUGGAGGGCCUUAUCAUUGGGUUUCUGUCCUGGCUACAACGAGAUGGCGUCGCAUCCUGAGCUACACUGCGGGCUGGCUAUUGACACUAUCAUGGUCAUGCGGAGUCGCUUCGGGAAUGUUCAUUUUGGCCUCCAUGAUCAGAACGACAGCAAUGAUAGGAGACCUGGAUCAAGUCUCACAACCGUGGCAGGUAUACCUCAUUACACUUGCGGGCAUCACAGCAUGCACAGCAUUGAACAACAUCGGCGUUCGAUUUCUGCCAGCACUUGAAGUCACCGCUGCUAUCGUCUUUGGUGUCGGCUUGAUCGUGACAAUUGUCGUCUACGCUGCUAUGGGCUCGAAGAACGAUGCUACUACUGUCUUCAACACGUUUGAAGAUGGAGGAGGCUGGGGCAAUACUGGCUUCGCUGUUCUCACCGGACAUCCAUUUGCGCUAUAUUGUCUGUUUGGCAACGACGGUGCCGCACAUAUGGCUGAGGUAUGCGAUUCUCGCCACUCGGUCGUAUAUCUUUCUCACAUUUCUCAGGAAACACGAGACGCCUCACUCAACGCUCCAAGAGGAAUGCUCUGGUCAUAUGUUUUUGGUGCGACCUCAGGCUUGGGAAUGCUCAUUCUGUUCUGUUAUUGCUACACCGAAGAAGCAGCUAUAACCAGCGAGACCUACGGCUACGCUUUCAUUGGCGUCAAUUUAGUCGUUACUGGGUCUAUAUCUGGUGCCAAGGGCUUGACCUCUAUUGUCAUCAUCUUGACAUUACUCAGCAUAAACAACUUCGUGGCAGCUUCUAGCCGUCAAUUGAUGGCAUUUGCAAGAGAUGGCGGUGUCCCUUUCGGUCGAUGGGUGUCACGAAUCCCUCCUGGUCUCAAAUACCCCAUCAAUGCUGUCUUCGUGGUCGCUAUAUUCUCAGCACUGCUCAAUCUCAUCACGCUAGGCAGCACAGUCGCAUUCCAGGCAAUCGUCAGUCUGACGAUCAUCGCCUUCAUCGGGACAUACGAACUGGCCAUAUAUGUUCUCCUAUGGCGCCGCCUCAACGGCUCCCUGCCUCCGGCACGCUGGUCGUUGGGGCGACUUGGGCUACCCAUCAAUAUCUUCGCUGCGUUGUACGGCCUACUUAUUUUGGCUUUCAUUGCAGUACCACCUACCCCUGAAUUCGAUGCAGCGACGUUCAAUUGGGCAUCUGUGAUUUUCGUUGGCCUUAUGCUGCUAGCAGUCCUGUUCUACCUUGUAGGAGGACGAAAGAGCUUCGAGGGCCCUGCUCUGAAGCCUUUGGAUCUAGACAACGACAAGACGUAG
Zasmidium cellare ATCC 36951 is the source of this 1455-nucleotide messenger RNA. RefSeq lists its product as uncharacterized. Bases 1 to 1455 code for a protein of 484 amino acids. The transcript is spliced from 4 exons. Gene Ontology annotation, cellular component: membrane. Lineage: Eukaryota; Fungi; Ascomycota; Dothideomycetes; Mycosphaerellales; Mycosphaerellaceae. Gene Ontology annotation, biological process: transmembrane transport. The record is from RefSeq and is a predicted model, not a curated record. Gene Ontology annotation, molecular function: transmembrane transporter activity.